Messenger RNA from Tupaia belangeri chinensis (Chinese tree shrew), 7039 nucleotides. RefSeq names its product chromosome unknown C4orf50 homolog (gene CUNH4orf50). The record is from RefSeq and is a predicted model, not a curated record. NCBI's taxonomy places the organism in Eukaryota, Metazoa, Chordata, Mammalia, Scandentia, Tupaiidae. The coding region runs from base 2693 to 7039 and encodes 1448 amino acids. The transcript has 17 exons.
GUGUGAGUGAGAGAGAGAGAGAGAGAGGAGAGAGAGAGGCAGCACCUGGCACACACACGUGUGAACCCAGGUCUUUCCCACGUGGACCCAGUUGCAUCACAAACACGCCACUGCUGGGUGUCCAAGACAUCCUGUCUUAAGAGUGUCCAGCGUAUGGCCCGAUGUCUGUGGCCUUCAGGACAGGCGAAGCCCAUCUUUAUGAGAGCAAUCAGAACAGGGUUCGUUGGGGAGUAUGGGCUGAGGAGGAAGGGGGGCCUUCUGGGGUUCGGGAGAGUCUCCGUCUCCGGUUGGGGUGAUGCCGUAAGCAUGUGCACAUAGACGGUCAUCGAGCUGCCCACUUCGUCUUUAUCCCUCGCUGUGUCCACGCUGCACCAUGACUUUAAAACAAUAAGACUAUGAACCUAGAGACCUGCUUCUCCUGACAUGUCACUUGAUGUAUCGCAGAGAAUUCGAGAACUGGAGGACAAACUCGAACUUCAGAAAAGGCACCUAAAGGAACUGGAGGAAAAGUUUUUGUUCCUUUUUUUGUUUUUCUCACUAGCGUUUAUUCUGUGGCCUUGAUGACUGCAGUGAGCCAAGAACUCGGGAUAAGAAAAGAAGGUAUGGAAUAAACUGAGUCCCUAUGGCAACCCCAACCCCACUCAAACCAAAAUCCAACAGCAAAACAAGCUAUUCAAGGUCCAGAGAAUUCGUAUAUUUGACAACAGCUUUAAGGGGAAGCCUUUUGGAUCCAUGGCUGGUCCCAGCCAGCCUAAGCUGUGAGGACUCUGCAGGGACCAUGGGUGUUGUCAAACUUGGAGCCACAUCCGUGUUCCAGCUGUGGCCCUUCAAGAGCCCUGGGGCUGAGGCCUAAAUGCCAGGGAACCAAGUGCGAUUACAGAAACCGAGGGAUUGGAGAGCCCCCGCACCGCUGGGGACAGGUCACCUGCUGUCGCCACACACAUGCCUCGCCCAGCCACGACGCACAUGCCGGGAGGGACACAGACGCUGUCUCUGCCCUGUGUACAUAGAUCUCCACAAACUGUGCUGUGUUCUUUGCAGAAUCUGCUGGCACGACUCGCAAAUAUCCCUGUGCCCUGAGCCCCGAUUCCAGUCCAGGUUGGCAAAACCCCCAAAUCUAUGAGCAGCUGAAUUCCACGGCUGUCUGGAGCCUCACCCAGCAGGGGCGGGUCCUCCCGGAGCCCAGGGUCUUCAGGUUUCCAAGGGUGUGGCAGAAGUCCAGAGCAUGGCCUUCUCAGGGCAGGGAGGAGCACGGACUGCGGAAGGAAGAGCUCCCUUCGUCCUGCUCCAGGCUGGCCAGGCCCGUGGAGCGCGGAGAGCCGUCGGCGUGGAGAAUGAUGGAGCGGACGCUCCGUUUCAUCGCAGGAAAACCAGACCCCAGCUGGUGACGGUUGGCCCAGGAGGAAAUUCCUGGAGCCAAGUUCCCUCUGGUCGCUGUUCUUAUGUUAUUCUAGGUGGGUAGAUGGGGCAUCUCGGAAAGAAAGCGCCUGCUCGUCCUCUCCCAGCGUUUGAAGGGAAGACGUCUGGAAUAAGAAGGGACUGCAAGAGACAGAAGGUGUGAGUGCCAGGCCCAUGGCCGUGUCUGUGCGAAGACCCUGUGGAAGGCAGGAUGGGGCCCGACGGCUUGCUGGCCAGCUGGACUCAUUGCCCUGUGUUUACGGGACAGAGGAGCAAGCUUGCCUUUCAGUGAGAAGAACCUUGAGAGGAAACUGGAAUGUGAAUCCAGGCCCUGAGGGAGCCCACUGGGGAGGGAACCCGAGGAGCUGGGAGUGCUCCGGAGGCCAGACCCAAGGGUGGAAAAGGAUGGUGCAGUGCACCAAAGGAACCCAGCCAGACGGGGCGCUGUUCCCACCAAAGCAAAAAUCGGGGCACUUUCAGCAGACCGCACUGGACAGCUGAGAAGCACCCACCCUCUUUUAAAAUCCAAACCCAAAGCACCCAGCACCCCAGCCACCGGGACCUAUCAACACUCAGCGACCAGAUAUGAACGAACUGAUGCCUUUGCUUGAGAAAACAGGCAGCCGAGCCGCCAAGGCAGCGACAGGAGUGUGGGGUCACGGCGGGGUGAAAGCAAAGACACACCUGCUUUCUCUGGGGCCAGAAAGCACAGAGCAGCCUUGCCGGGUGACGCCCCUCUGCAGACACAGGGGCUAUGCCUGCCGCUCAGAGGAGCAGGGGAAUAAUUCCCGUACGACAGCUCGCAAGGGGUCUUCUGUGGGGCAGGCCAGACAGUCAGACCUGCAAGACUCCCACAGGCCACCGCGAUGCUCAGGUGGCUGCUGGCAGGAGGCACGGCCCCCACUGGUCUCAGUGGGAGUCAUCCUGCCAAGUCCAUACCAGUCCAUACUGAUCAGGGACCAGGACCCCUUUCCUCUGGCCCAACCCGGAGGCCUCGAGGGGCCAGGGAACAAGGUGCACAUCAGCAGGUACAGAGCUUAGAAGCUUGAAGUCCCCAGUAGGAACCAGCAUUUCUAGAACAGUCCCAGGCAUGGCUUCCAGGCCCCUCCUAGUGACAGGAAGAGCCGCGGCACUCAGGGAGCCUUAGCACUUUGGCGGCCACCAGGUGCCUGCUGCUUCGCCCAUAGCCCUCUGUCCAGGAUAUUUUCCUGAGCAGUCUGAAGGCACAACCACCACCAUGAAAUCUCCAGGAAGCCAAUGUUAGAAAUUCACUUACUUUAUUAAGUCUUGACCCAUGAAAUCCUUAGAGAUGGCGUCAACGGCUGAAGGACAGACUGAAAAAAGCUUCAGCUAUGUUGUCAGAGUCCCCGGUGGUGAUGGGUUUGAUAUAAUGAACGUUGAUGUGAAGAUCGACACGUCCUGGAUAUUCCGGGACAUGGACGAUUGCAGUGAGGAGCAGGGAUGUCUUCCGGAGGAAGCAGCCAGUGGCCCAGAUGUGGACACGGGGACACUCAGAAAACAGCUGGAGUGUUCCGAGCAGAAGUUGCUGGCCGCUGUGGACAAGCACGUGACGUCGGAAUCUGGGCUGAGGAGCAGGAUUCAGGAGCUGGAGCUGUCAGAGAGGAAACUCCUCCAGAAGGUGGACCAGUUGAGCGCCCGAGUGGUCCAGGAGAGGAGCGCCUCGCUCUGGGCCCAGGAGAAGCUGGAGGCACUGCAGGGAGAGCUGGCUGGCCAGGCGGCUCGCAGGCUGCAGGAGCAGCGCGCCACCGAGCGCCAGCUCCGAGGGCAGCUGGAGGAGCUGCGCUGCUGCAUCUACGAGCUGACGCUGUCGGAGAUCGGCCUGCACAGCCAGGUGGAGGACCUCACCGAGCAAAAUCGGAGCCUGCGAGAGGAGCUGGGAGCUCGGGCCCCGGGGGAAAGAGGACGCAGCUCCACCCCCGCUGGUCACUGCAGCCUGGACGCCCUGAGCUGUGUUCGGGAUGACGCACUGCCCCUGCCCACCUGUGGAAGCCAUGGCCAGUGUGACAACAGCCCUGGACAAAGGGCCUUGGCAGGCCAGCCCUCAGAGGGGCCCUGCACCUGCGGCUGUGUCGGGGGUAGACGAGGCCCUGCUGUUUUGGUGCCGGACCUGGAGACCACAGGCAUGCUCCUGGGAGACCUCGUAGGACCUGACAGUGAACAGGCAAUGUCCUUUAACAUCGAGGAGACUCAUUUUACAGACCGGGAGACCGAGACUCCAGGAGGUUCAGAGGCCGACAGGAAGCCCCCAGGGCUCACGGCAGGCCUGGCUGAAGCCAACCUUCAUCUCCCAGGCCUUCCUCCCUCCCUGCAGCUCGCUCUGUCCGAGCCCCGUUUGGACGGACAGGUUCUUCUCCGCAUCUGCGGCUGCCCCCCAGGGCAGUAUAUGGACAGGCCGCUCCUCCCCGUGGACAUGACCUGCGUUUCAGAGAAUCCAGCAGCUGCCCCAGCCCAGGAGGCCUUUCUCCUGGUGCAGACAGCCACACACCCGCUCUGGGGACCAGCCGAGGGCCCCACGCCCCUACCGCUGCUGCUGCUCCCAGAAGCUCCCCCAGAGGUGUCGAACACCAGGCCCCCACCUGCUGCCGUAACUGCAGGACACCCUGGCUGGGAUUGUCACCAAACAAGAGGCCAGGAUGUCCCCUUCUGCCAGGAGGACCCCCACACUUCAAAUCACCGAUCUCCCAGGAAGGAGCUCACGUAUCUAAAAGACACUUGGGAUGACGGAGGAGGGGACUCAGGCACGAGAACCAAGGAGUGGGAGACAAGGAAGACAGAAGGUAGGAAAGACAAAAACCUCAAUGAAAAAUACCAGCCAAAUCAGCAAAGCCAGGAGAGCCUGAGCUUGCCGAAUGGAGUCCGGGUCCCCGAUGCUGUGCAGGACAAGGGCAGAGGUGCGGAGACCCAGGCCACAGCCUGCUGCCCUCGGCCCUGGCACGAGUUCCUAGUGCCCCUUCUGCAGGAGGAGGCCUCAGUGCCGAAGGAGGGUCUUGAGUGCCCGAGCAGGAGGGAAAGCAUGGAAGGAUAUGUCUGGGGCCUCCUAGAACUGCCGUCAUCAGAGAAGGAGGAAGUAGGGCCCCCAGCCACCUGCUCAGGGGCUCAGGGGACCAAAGAGCCACGGUCAGCAGGAGGUGAGCUGCUGGCUAAGGGGAGAGCCAUCGGGAGAAGAGUGGAGGGCCAGGAGGAAAACCGGCGGUGGUUUGGAAAGUCUUGGCUUCUGCAAAAGGAAAGCCAGAGGGCUGGAGGGCAAGGGGAUGAGGAGGAGGUGCCACGUCAAGAAGCACCCAGUCUGGGUCCCAGGAAUGUCCCCCAGAAGCCUGACUCCGAGGAGUGGGAGGGCAAUGAGACGCUGCUCUCCGUGAGCCAGAGCGGUUUGCUGCUGGUCCCCCAACUGGCCUUACCAGCUGAUGGGGACAACUCUGCUAGCUGUCCAUGGGAUCCAAGCACAGGAGGUGAAAGGUACACUCUCAGAAUCGAUGACUUUGAAAAGGAGAUGGAGGCUUGUUUCCAGCAAGUCUCCCUCCUGAAGCCUGGCUGUGGUGGUCAGCUAUGGAAAACCUCCACCUUGGCGGGACAGAACUGGAGCUUUGCCCGGAAAUGGCCCGGCUGUGAAGAGCACGAGUGUUUCCACCGUGCUGCGGCAAAGCAGAGUUCGGAUAUUUGUUUUCUGAAGGAAGCAAAGUCCGAAGAAAAUGAUGACCGUGUUACAUCAGGAAAGACCAAGGCCCUAGGCACCAGCCAGAUUUUCCCAGGGAUGGUGUCUGACUUGGAUGACGCCCUCCCAGGCCCUCCAGCGGGGCUCUCUGAGCUGGAGCUGACCCAGCAAUCAGGAGGCCUGGAGAGAUUAAGAAGCAGCUUUCACCAGCUCCUGUCUGCACUGAGGGAAGAAAGAAGCCAGGUUUUACAUGACAGCACCAAACUGCAGGAAGCCCAAGAGAGGUACUGCAAGCAAGCGUGCACCCUCGAGGAAGAGAGGGCCAGAGACCAAAGAAGAAUCUCCAGGCUUGAGCAGGAUAACAGCAGGCUGGUAGGAGACAUCUCUCAUUUAAAGAGGGACCUGGACCAAUACCUGCAGAUCAUCUCUGACCUCGAAGACUGCAAUGGGAAAAGUUACCACAAGAUUUCGGAGCUUGAAGAGGAAAAUGAAAAACUGAAAGGGAAUCUGAGCCAACUCCAGAAAGCUAUGUCUGAGAGCGUUCGGAAGUCCAGAGGCGCGAUAGAGCAUGUCUCUCGGGAAAAUUGGGAGCUCAAGGGGCUCGUUUCAGAGCUGGGGGUCAGUUACAAAGAGCUGAUCAAGGACAUCGUGCUGGGAAUAGAAGACAUGAUCCGGACCUUGAAGGGUGAGAACAAACACCUGCUCUGCAGGGUCCGUGUCUUGGAGAGGGAGGUGAUGCUGAGGAUGAGCACGGGUGGCGGGCAUUUGGUGGGAGGAAGGGACCACCUCCAGGCAAAUACCCAGACAGCAGUGGACAGAGGGCAUGCCACAGACAAAGAGGUUCAGGUGACUCAGCCUGCAGGGCAAUGGACUAUAAGAGCCCACCCACCAACCUUGGAUGUGGAAACGGGUCUGCCUGCAAGACAGAAAGAACCUUCCUUAGCCUUGAGUUCCGGAAGCGGGGCUGAUUCCAGUACUCUAUCCUUGGUCUGGAGAAAUGCUCGAGUACCCAAUACCCUGCAAGGGAACAUCGAUGGAGCAGGAAUCAAAGAAGCACAUUUGGAAAAAGAGGAGACAAGCCCGGGGUGCUCUGCAGCCCAAGGGCGCGCCCUGAGGUCUCUGAGCAAUGGCCCCCAGCUGCAAGCCCCAGAGGCCAAGGCUGUCAAGGAAGACCCCGGGCUGUGCAUCCAGCGACUCCAUCACCAGGUGCUGACCCUGCAGUGCCAGCUCAGAGACCAGGGAUUCGCAUACCGGGAGCUGCAGGCGUCGUGGGAUAAGUCUAUCCACAUCCGGGACAAGCUCCAGGGCCAGCUUGAAGAACUUCGGAAAAAGCAGCAUGAAGCAAAUUUGGCUGUGACUCCCCUGAAGGCCAAGCUGGCUUCCCUGGUCCAGAAGUGCUGGGACCGGAACCGCCUGAUCACUCGCCUGCUGCAGGAGCUGCAGAGACACGGGCCGGUGAAUCUCCCGCUCUCGGAGCAGGCUCAGAGGAUGGUGAACGACGUGGCACUGGCUGAGUACACGGCCACCUUCCUGGCUCCUGGAGUCCCAGAGACAGGCCCCCACCUGGACAUGGAGUCUGAGAGGACAGCAGUUGUAAGAGCUCCGAAAUACCUGCUAAAUUCUGAAACCGACAGUGGACUUCAAAGCCCGCCGUGUUCAGAAUCCUGGCCUCUUUCUGAGGUCGAGUGGCCAGCAGAGACAGCCCAACUGGAUUCUCUGAAGCUCUCCUUGCCCGUGGGGCCGAUGCUCACUCCUGGACUGUGCCUGGCUGCGGCUGCUGCGGAGCCGGGACUCCCUGCCCUCAGCCUGCAGGAGAAAGACCGGGUGCCUUGCCCUGCCCACCCAGCUGACGGCCUCCCGCCACACUCAGAGCUCCUGAGCCCAGCGAGGAUCGUGGCUUUUCACAAAGAGCUUAGACAAAGCAUCUGCAGCAUCUCCCAGGUCCAUAAAUCACCGCUGGAGUUAUAA